This is a messenger RNA of Penaeus indicus, 1008 nucleotides long. RefSeq lists its product as uncharacterized. Bases 688 to 1008 code for a protein of 106 amino acids. The record is from RefSeq and is a predicted model, not a curated record. The transcript is spliced from 3 exons. Lineage: Eukaryota; Metazoa; Arthropoda; Malacostraca; Decapoda; Penaeidae.
CUUUUCCCCGGCGAGAGUUCGAGGUUUUUGAAAUACUUAUAUACAUAGAUUCAUGUAUAUUUUGAAUAAUUUCACCUCGUAGAUCUUUUGUUGCAUUUUUUUUUAAGGAUAGUUGCAAAGCAUACUUUUUCUGGUACUUUUCCCACCCAAGUAUUGGUACUCUCGACCCAGGUUUUGUGGUAUGCUCGGUGCUGCUCGGAAGAAAGAGAAGAAGGAAUAGAGAAAGAGAGAGAGAAAAGAGGAUGAGAAUUGUGAGAAGGAAGACCGGUGUCAUGUGUGAUGAAGUAAUGAUGAUGAAUUUGUUCACGAAGACCGUAGAAAAUCAUUCACAUUAAUUAAGAUUUUAAACGUCGACAAACUUGAUGGUAAUACUAUCAGCGUGAUUUAGAAAUACAUACAGAGAAGAAAGGGAAAGAAGGGAGAAGAGGAGAGAUAAGGUGGAAAUAAGAAAAAGAGAUUAGGAAAGAAAAAAUCGAAGGAAAAUAAUAUUUAUUAGGAAAAAAACAACAACAAAUAAAUGAAUACAGAGAGGAAGGAAAAUAAAGAGAUAGAUGGAUAAAUCAAAUUAAGAAAUAUGUAAAACCCAAAGAAGAGAGAGAGAGAGAGAGAGAUAGAAAAAUAAAUAAGAAAAGAUUAUAGAAAAGAAACGUGUGCAGACCGACAUAAACGCUCUUUCGUCCCUUGAAGAUGUUACUGGCCAGGCUGUGGAGAACUUGGACUAGCAUCACUAUCUUCACUCUCCUUCUCAGCCAUUCCCUCACCCUCAUUGCGUCGCAGGAACUGUAUGAUGACAUGGAAGACGGAGAAGAAACAGACCCCAACGAUGAAUUCAAAAACAGUCCCAUAACCUCCACGGUGUCCGUCGCGGGGGAGGCGUCGGUGCUGCCCUGCAACAUCUCCUCUCCGCUUCGAGGCGAUUCCGUCCAGCUGGUGCUUUGGUACAGGGAUCACGUCUCCACGCCCAUUUUCAGAUCAGAGAAAGAGCUUUGUUCGCCCAUUUCAAGAUGA